Molecule: messenger RNA, 1872 nt
Organism: Marasmius oreades (fairy-ring Marasmius)
Lineage: Eukaryota; Fungi; Basidiomycota; Agaricomycetes; Agaricales; Marasmiaceae
Exons: 3
Coding region: 98-1330 (410 amino acids)
Source: RefSeq, a predicted model, not a curated record
GGAAGUGUCCCGGUCGGCAGUUCCGAAUUCCGGGACCACGUGCGUGUAAUCUACAGCGCCAGCUCUUCCUUAUCAUCCACCACCACCACACCCAUUCAUGGCACCUGACUCCGAAAGGUUCUUCAAUACGCUCGACGGUUUCACCAAUCGGGACUACGAGAUCGAUGACCCAAAUUACCGCAAUCUAUAUGAAGUAGCCUGGAAAAGUAAGGACCGUAACGCCAUUUUCGAGGAUGUCGUUGGCUCUGAACCUUACAAAUCCCUCAAACUUGUCCUCCCACACACUGUUGGACAUCAAGAUCACCUGUUGGUCACUUCUGAAUAUAAAGCCGCUCUAUCCGAUGCAAAACGCUGGUUCGACGGACGGGAGGACCUCAAAACAAAGUUUACUCAGGAGGAAUCUUGUUGGAAGCCUCUAUCGGAGGACGAAGGUGAAGGUGAAGACCAGCAAAUAAAUACCGAUGCCGACCCGGAUUGGCCCACCUCGUCCAGUGCCCAAGGUGUUUUAAUCGUCUGUGGGAUGCCUGGCAUCGGGAAGAGUUGUUUUCUAUAUUAUGUUCUUGUAGAACGUCUCCUCGCAAAUCUUCCCACUUGUUUUCAGACAGAACGCGACCGCUUUACCUAUUGGUGUGACAAGGGCGUGUUUAACUGCGACAUGGAGCCUUUGCGUAUAGGUUUCCGCAUCCCGAGCAGUGUCUGGUUUCUUAUAGAUUCAAACAUGGAUAUCGUAUCUCCCUCAAGCGACAUAUUGCGAACGUGUGCACGGGUAAUCCAAGCGGCUUCCCCACUGAAUGCUCGUCUCCGUUGGAAACGAAAGCAGAAUCUCUUCACCUAUCACUGGUUCAUGAAGCCCAGCCCGCUACGAGAGCUAUUGAUCAUGAGGCAAUUUUGGCCUGUUCCCCUCACAGAUGAACAAGUGACGGAAUUUGUGACCAGUUAUGGACCAUCCAUUCGCCUUAUCACCCAGUACGCCCAUCGCCUCUACCAAUACCGCGUUGACCUUCAGUCCAGGACCAGCCAACUCACUUUUGACAAGCUCAGAAAACUGCUUUAUGAUUUAAAUGUCUUGAACGCUGGCAAUGAGAGCGUUUCGCAUUGGAUCUUUGGUAUAUACCCGGGUCGUAAACGCUACCAUCAUACAAUCGGAUUCCAUACAUCAGAAGUUUACGAUCUCGUAAAAGCAGUAUUCUCCGAGAGUUGGAAAACACACGUCUGCUUGAGUGUGUAUGAACUGUUCAACAACGGGGUUCGCUGGACGCGAGGCUCCGCAAGCUAUCUUUCGCAGGACUUACCGAUCGGGGGUACUGUACUGGAAGGUAACCAUAGCUGAAGUCGAACAAUCGGAAUCCGAUUACAGCGCCACCAUCUGUAGGAAUUGCCGAAUUCUUCUUACUCUUUGAAGCCAUCCCCCCAAAAAACAUCCGCACCUCCCCAAGCUCUCAUGUUGUAUCAGUAUGAUUCCAGUGGCGCCAGCGUUUUCUGGAAAACUUAGGCUAUCAUCGACCACCCUCCGCUCCCAAACAGCCAACGUUCGACUCUUUCCUCGUAACGCCAAGCAUACACUCAAUACUCUCGCAGACAAUAGGUACGAGAAGACACCUUCUGAGCACCAGGAGUAAUCAUGGCAUAUGCACGUGCAUGUAAUGGACAAAGGCGAGACAAGGCGACACUAGGAUUGCCAGUGAUCAAUAUUUCAAAUACUUGUUAAUUUCUCUGCUUAAUUAUCCAUCUCUUUCUUGGAGAUUUCUUCCUCGCGUCGACAGUUUCCAACAUUCUCGCUCUCGAUUCUCUAUUUCAUCUCAGGUCAACAAGAGUACUGUCAUUGACCCUGAAGUCGGAAAAACCGGGAAUUCGGAAAUUUGUACUGUAGCC